Malassezia japonica is the source of this 819-nucleotide messenger RNA. RefSeq names its product glycerate 3-kinase. The record is from RefSeq and is a predicted model, not a curated record. The transcript is spliced from 3 exons. Bases 1 to 819 code for a protein of 272 amino acids. NCBI's taxonomy places the organism in Eukaryota, Fungi, Basidiomycota, Malasseziomycetes, Malasseziales, Malasseziaceae.
AUGGCCUGCAAGGAGCGUGCGGUGAUUGACUUUUUGCUGGACGAGUUGCGGCACCAUCGAUCGGAUCCAAGUAACCAUGGGCGUCCGUUGAUUGUCGGCUUGCAAGGACCCCAAGGCAGUGACCUCUACCUCCCGCACGAUGCCAUGCAAAACGUCGGGCGGGAAAACGCGUCGAACGGCUUGCUGCAGGGCCGGGGUCAGCCAGGCACGCACGACGUGGCGCUCGGCACGUCGCUCCUGCACGCGAUCCGAGACUUGAAUACCCAGACAGAGGGAGCGCUGGCGCUUCCCGUCUAUGACAAAAGCGCGUUCGAUGGACAAGGCGACCGCGCCGCGCGCACGAUCCAAGUUUGCGCGCCGAUCGACAUUGUGCUGUUCGAGGGGUGGUGCCUCGGCUUCUACUCCAUUCCACGCGCAGUACUUGCAGAGCGUAUCGCGACAGCAAGCCAAAAUGACCCGCCGGCGUUCCUCUCCUACUCCCUAGAGCACUUGGACGCGGUGAACGAGCAGUUGCGCGUAUGGGAACAGCAAUGGUAUCCUCUCAUUGAUGCAUUCGUCCAGUUCUGCCCGCAUGCAACAGAUGGUGCGAGUCCCUGGUCCCUGGUCUACCCCUGGCGCCUCCAGGCAGAGCACGCAAUGAAAAAGGCGAAUGGAGGAAAAGGCAUGUCGGAUGCACAGGUCUACUCCUUUGUCCAGCGUUACCUGCCGAGCUACGAGCUCUUUUGCCAGGAUUUACGUCAGCCCAACCCCUGGACAGGGCGGUGCUUGUGCAUGGACGUAGGCGCGGAUCGCGAAGCAAGCAGCAUCCAGCGUGUCUGA